Molecule: messenger RNA, 1288 nt
Organism: Gossypium raimondii (Peruvian cotton)
Lineage: Eukaryota; Viridiplantae; Streptophyta; Magnoliopsida; Malvales; Malvaceae
Product: adenylyl-sulfate kinase 3
Biological process (GO): sulfate assimilation
Molecular function (GO): adenylylsulfate kinase activity; ATP binding
Source: RefSeq, a predicted model, not a curated record
CGCCUCGCACUGUCCAUUUUUUCCAAUUAUUGUUCCUUUUUUUUAUUGUUUUUAAUUAAGAUGGCGGCAGGCAAAGUGGUAUGGCCAGCGAUUUCUUGCUCUUCUUCCGGUCUCGACAGUGGCCUGUCAGUACCUCUUCCCAAGGCCGGCUUCGUGAAGUUACCGUUACCGGCGCCGUUGACUUCUUUGGGGUUGAGUAGUGGCAACAAUGCGAGGUUGAGCUCGGUGCAGGCGACUGAGGAAUCCACCGUAGUGAUUACGGAUGAUCACGUUGCUGUUAUUUCAGGUGAAAAUCUCCACCAGAUGGCUACGAACAUUGUAUGGCACAAAAGUUCAGUUGGUAAACUUCAUCGACAGGAGUUGCUUCAGCAAAAGGGUUGUGUCAUAUGGGUUACGGGUCUCAGUGGCUCAGGAAAGAGCACUUUGGCGUGCGCUCUGUGUCAAGCCUUGUAUUCAAGGGGAAAAUUGACUUACAUCCUUGACGGUGAUAAUGUUCGGCAUGGUUUAAACCGUGACCUUACUUUUAAAGCAGAAGACCGAGCUGAAAACAUACGAAGGAUGGGAGAGGUAGCCAAGCUCUUUGCUAAUGCUGGCAUCAUCUGCAUUGCUAGUGUGAUAUCUCCCUACAGAAAAGACAGGGAUGCUUGUCGUGCACUGUUGCCUGAAGGGGAUUUCAUUGAGGUAUUCAUGGAUGUGCCACUCCAUAUAUGCGAGGCAAGGGACCCAAAGGGCCUGUACAAGCUUGCUAGAGCUGGAAAAAUUAAAGGUUUCACCGGUGUUGAUGACCCAUAUGAGCCACCUCUGAAUUUUGAGAUAGUAUUACCAGAAAAGGGAAACAACAUUGCUUCGCCAUAUGAAAUGGCUGAAACGGUGAUAUCUUACCUGGAGGAGAAGGGUUACCUGCGGGCAUAAGAAGUGAGAAACCUUGCAAUUCCUGGUUGCCAUAAUAUCAUGUGCUGAAUCAAUGGAAAUCUGGAUUCCUUCUAAAAUUAAGGAAAUUUAUUGCUUCCACAUUAGGUAAACUAUAUCUAUAUCCUGUUUCAGGCAUCAAGGAAACUUACUGUUUCCAGUGUAGAUAAUUAAUCGCUUGAUUAAUUAGUGGAAGUGUCUUCUUGAAGGCACGUUGUUUGGUAUUGGCUAGUGGAAGUGUCUUCUUGAAGGCACGUUGUUUGGUAUUGGCUAAGUUAUUGUAAUUAUUGGUUAUGAGUGAAAAGGUUAUGAGGUUUUUCAGUGAAAGGUGCCCUGAAAUUUGUAGAUUUUUUCAUUGUUCUUUAAUGUUAAGCAAACA